AUGAUGCGAAUUGCCUCGUCGGGAGUCCCAGCACGCUGGAGAUCUCCGAGGGUAUUCCCCGCGUAUACUCCUACGCUUAAUCUACGGCGGGCUUCGUCUAUUCAAUCGGGUCAUAUUAGUGUGAACAAGGGGGAAGCAUUGCUCUUUAUCAAUAACAUCUUCCCGUCUAGAUUGCAAUGGCUGCUAGGAAACCCUCUCGAUGGAAGCUGGUCGUAUGAAGAAGCAUUGAAACGGAUCAAUCGGCCACAUUUCGCUGCAUCCGAGCCGAUUCAUAUAAUUCAACGAGCCUUGCCGGACAAGAUGCCAUUGGAGAUCAAGGAGGUCAUCCCUCGUACGAAAGAAGGUGGUGCAUUCGUCAAGUACUCCCACGUGUCCAAUGUCUCGGACAUUGAGAUCGAGAACGCUAUCAAAAAGCAUCUGCGGCAGAAUCCAAUCAGACCCUGGUUUAAUCCUUUCCAAGGCGUUCAUGUUAGUCGGGUCCUGGGGAAGCCAUGGAUUGAGGAUCUCUAUCGUAUCCCCAGUCAGAGGCUUAGAGUGGAGUUCUUGCCAACUUCGCCAGAGUCCUCUGCGGCAGAAUUGACCAUUGAAAACCUGUACUCUCUUCUUCGUCCAUAUGGAAAGUUGCAAGAGAUCGAACCUCAGCCGUCAGACUCAAAGACCAGCCCACGAUAUGCGCACGUGGAGUUCUCUCGACUAAGGUACGCCGUCAUGGCUCGGAACUGUCUACACGGAUUCACGAUUCCGGAAGAGCACGGUGGAGGCAAGGCUGGCACUAAGUUUAAGAUAAUAUAUGAGCGGAAGAUCAAGCUGUCCAUGAUUAAAGAUUGGAUCUUCAGUCAUCCGAGGAUAGUGAUCCCCGCCCUCGCAGCGCUCAUUGCAGCCAUAUCUGUCACAGUUUUUGAUCCCAUGCGCACAUUCUUCAUAAAGAUGAAGAUUAAAGCCACCCUGCCCACGGAAGACAGCGAGUUUCUGCACUGGAUCCGCCAGCAGAUCAGUAAGGCGAACAUCAUAUACUUUGGAAACCGAAGAGCCGAUCCUCGCGGCCUCAGUGCCAUUUGGGAAGACCGUCAAGGCGAUAUCUCACAGCUGCAAUCAUGGUUACAGGAAAAUGUCGAGACCUUCAUUGUCGUCCAUGGACCGCGUGGCUCAGGGAAGCGUGAACUCGUACUAGAUAAUGUACUGAAAGACUAUAAACAUAAGGUCGUCAUCGACUGCAAGCAGAUCCAAGAUGCCCGAGGAGACACUGCAAAGAUUGCAAGAGCCGCCCAGCAGGUUGGCUAUCGACCGGUCUUUUCAUGGAUGAACAGUAUCAGCAGCUUCAUCGACCUCGCAUCCCAGGGCAUGAUUGGCACCAAGGCAGGCCUUUCAGAGACAUUGGACAGCCAGCUCAGCAAUAUCUGGCAGAGCACUGCUACUGCUUUAAGAAAAGUUGGCUUAGAAGGGAGAAAGCUAGAUGACAAAGACAUUCAUCUCUCCGACGACGAGUAUCUGGAGGCUCACCCUGAACGGCGCCCAGUCGUGAUCAUCGACAACUAUUUGCACAACGCUGAAGAGAACAGCGUGGUAUACGAUAAGAUCACCGAAUGGGCUGCCGGACUGACGACCGAAUAUAUCGCUCAUGUGAUUUUUUUGACGACAGAUGUCUCGUUCGCCAAGCCCCUCAGCAAAGCCUUGCCUAACCAAGUACUGCGAGUCAUUCCUAUGGGCGACUGCUCGUUAGACGUCGGAAGGAAGUUCGUCCUCAACCUUCUGGCGUAUGAGUCGAGUAUGGAGACUGGCAGCGAAAAAGUAAAGAAUGUAGAUAAUAUGAAGGACUUGGACAACUGUAUUGAGGUGCUGGGAGGUCGAGUUUCAGAUCUAGAAUUCAUGGCGCAUCGAAUUGAAGCUGGAGAAACUCCCAAAGCCGCUGUCAACCGUAUAAUAGAGCAAUCCGCUUCUGAGAUACUGAAGAUCUUCAUUCUGGGCUCUGACAAUGAGUCCCGGCACUGGACCCGCGAACAGGCCUGGCACUUGAUCAAAGCCCUCGGGCACUCCGAGGAUGGCACUUUGCCAUACAACCAAAUACUUACAUCAGACUUAUUCAAGGAGAACGGCGAAGCGAUCCUCCUCGCACUAGAACAAGCAGAACUCAUCGCGAUCAGUGCCACCAACGGAUUCCCACACACAGUCAAGCCAGCAAAGCCAGUCUAUCGCACGGCAUUCAAGCGAGUUGCUGAGAACAAGGCAUUGAGCAGCCGUCUUGAUCUCUCGAUCCUAUCGCAAUUAUUGAAGAAAGAGAAUAGCGCUAUUACAAAGCAUGAAGAAGAACUCGCUGUAUUGGGAGCCCUGCCAAAGCAACCUCGAGAGCUCCAUCCGAGGAUUUACUGGCUUUUAGAGAAGAUCUAUAAGUCCCAGGACAAGAUCGGGCAAUACGAGACUGAAAGUGCAGUUCUCCAGAAAAACCUCAAGAGUGGAAAUUGA
Aspergillus chevalieri is the source of this 2460-nucleotide messenger RNA. RefSeq names its product putative RNA12 protein (gene yme2). The coding region runs from base 1 to 2460 and encodes 819 amino acids. Gene Ontology annotation, cellular component: mitochondrial inner membrane. The record is from RefSeq and is a predicted model, not a curated record. The transcript is spliced from 3 exons. Lineage: Eukaryota; Fungi; Ascomycota; Eurotiomycetes; Eurotiales; Aspergillaceae. Gene Ontology annotation, molecular function: RNA binding.